Molecule: messenger RNA, 4442 nt
Organism: Fopius arisanus
Lineage: Eukaryota; Metazoa; Arthropoda; Insecta; Hymenoptera; Braconidae
Exons: 5
Coding region: 550-4230 (1226 amino acids)
Biological process (GO): proteolysis; protein desumoylation
Cellular component (GO): nucleus; cytoplasm
Molecular function (GO): SUMO-specific endopeptidase activity
Source: RefSeq, a predicted model, not a curated record
UCCAACACGUGGUCGCGUUCGUGAUCUCAUCUCACCAGAUAUCGAAAUCCCACGGGAUAUCGCGUAAAUCCCUUCCCCAGAGAUAAAAAAAAGUUGUUAAAAAAAUAGAAAUAAAGGGGAAAGAGUGAGAUUAAUGAAUGAUUGGAGUAUAAAAAAUAGCUGUGGAAGGUAGUGACGGAGUGAAGGCAUCCAUUGGGUGGCGCAGUUGUGUCUCAACAGUCAAAGCCCCCAGUCCCAUUUGUACAUCACCUCAAUACCCGUAAAAUGGCGAUAGGCCAGUUGUUAUUUACCCUAAACUAACUUCCCCCAGACAAUCCAUCCGCUAAAAUAAACGGAUAAUUAGACAGCUGGGGGACACAAUCCACGAGUUAUUGAAGGUGAUUUUUUGAUGACUCGGGAGUGCAUGAGAGCCUGGGAUAAUUUAAAAACAAGAAGAUCAACGACUGUCAUCGGAUAAAUAGACGAAUGGAGGAUGAUCUUAUGGUGUUGUGUGAAUGUGAUACAACUUAAACUGUAAAGACACCUGAUUAUUGUGUUGGUUGUUAUAAUAUGGCACAGUAUUAUAAUUUGGUUGCUGAAAACGGUGUACCAAUAGUGAUUGACGAUGGACAACAAUACUGCACUGUCGAUGGAAAUAUACGAUUUGUUGUGCAGGAUCUUAAUAAUUGUGUCAAUGGGGGUACGAGAUUUGUGACGUAUACACCGGCUGUACAGAAUAGAGAUCAUAUAUGCACACAGACUGGUGAAGAGUCGCAGGGACAAAUUGAUCAGAGACAAAACGUCUACAUAAUAAACACAGAGGACCACGUUUCCUUCCCCCCACCCCUAAAGCCGACAACCUCCCCCGAGACCUCAAAUUUUCUAAUAACGGACACUAAAAACCCCAAUGACCCCCAGGUCCAGUGGGUGACAAUCUCCGAUCCUUCAAAGAUGUCGCCAAAGCCCCAGCCCCCGCAGAAGCCCCAGACGACCCCCCAAUCAACGUCAAAACGUCCCCUAAAAGCCAAGACACCCCAGCAAAUGCCAUCCCUGGUACGUCCCAAAAUUCUUCCGCCUAAGCCCUCACCCCGUUCCCCAAUUCAUCCAGAUCCCCAGAAGGCCCUAAAGUCCUUGCCACAAGCCCUGACCAAUCCAAAAGUUCCCACUCAAAUUCCCAAAAGUUCUCCCCUCCACAAACCACCCACCACCACCCCGAAAAAUGUAAUCAACAAGGGCGCUCACACCCUGGGUAACUACGCCGACAUGGGUUUUCUCUGCGAGAGAAUAAAACAUGCUAGAAGUUGCCAGGGAAAAUCCUCUCAGUCCACUCCCACCCCACCAAAACCAAUCCUCACUCCACAAAAAUCUCCACCUCCUAGACCACAACAUAAGCAGAUGGAAUCACCACCUGAGCAGAUGGAGAUCGAUGGAUCGACUCUAGAUCUUCAUAAUUCAACCGACACCGACGCUGGGUCGGAGUCGAUAGCCUAUCUGCAACAGACCAUCACAAAUCCCCAACAGACUAUUGUUCAAGAGCAGAUCAAGGGGAAUACCGCUAAGAUGCUGGUGGUUUUGCCAACGGGGGAGCAACGGUUGAUCACUUUUGACAUACCUAACGAGGAAUGCACUGUUCAGGAUUUAUUGGAGCAGGCGAACAUUCCUCCGAAUGGUGAAACCACAGUUUCCCUCGUGAAAGACCCGAUUCUCCACAUAAACUACAUCGUCGAAAGUGGCGAAGGAGGCGUAAUCUCGAUGGUAGGGGAUAAUGACACUCCUGACGACAGUAUGAAUGAAUAUGCCACCUCCGACUGUUCCCAGGGGGUGGCCAGCCCAGACGAGUCCAAUUUCUCUACCGAAGAUCGUAAAUUCGUUGACAAUCAACUGGCAGUCUGUGCCCACUGCGGCUGCUGCUCCAUGGACUUCAACAGAUGCGCCAGAUGCAAGACAAAAAUACCAGACAACCCGAAAACAGUUCCAAUGGUAAUGAGCCAGAAGAGAGAAAGUGUAAUAUCAACCGAUAGCUUUUACUCCAGAAAAAAACCCGAAGCUGUAACGAAGGACAUGAAGAAACCAAAGUUUCGGAUAACAAAGCCAACAAACUCCAAGGCGAAACCUUUCAAGGAGCCGGAAUGCCUGACCCUUUCAUCUGAUGAUGAAGAGGACAAUUCCAGCAAGAAGUCGAUGAAGAAUGACAGCCUGAAGACAUCACAUCUACUCAUCAGUAAGAACUCGAACACUGAAGAUCUGCCGUUGCUCUCCGACAAAGAGCCUAUCAUCACGAACACUUUGAAACCAUCAGAUACAUCUCUGGAUGACAGCAGCACAUUGGGCAACAUGACAAGCGUCAUCAGCACGUCAUUGUCCUGCAGAACAGUGAGAAUAGGAUCCUACAAGUACGUUCCCCGUGAGAAAGUAAUAAUGAAUUCAUCAGGUCUGAUACUCUCCGUGCCGCUCCUAGAAGACGAAAAGAAAAACGUCUCCAUUCACGUGAAAAUAUCAUCGAUUGUCAAAGUACUGAUUCAUUUUGGCAAGGCAAUGCCAGUGCUGUUCUUCUAUACAUCGACAAAAUCCGGUGAGCAAAUACGUGGUGUUCUGGGUAUGCAGGAUCCCCUUGGUGCAUAUUACGAUCCAGCAGGCAAGGAUCACACCCACAAACGUAUCACUCUCCUCCCAGAGAAGAUAUCAGAGGAGUCAAGGGUGGUUCUCAAGCAGCUUUUCAUGCAGAAUAAUCUGUGCGAGGAGUUGAAUUCGAAGGAAGCUAAUGAUAUUCUGAUGAAGGCGUCACCCAAGGACAACGUACAGAACACCAGAAGAGUGUCGACAACCGGAGGUACCAAUGGGAUUGUCGAGAAGAUCACAGUGUAUCCACCACCACCAGCUAAAGGUGGAAUAGCCCUCAAUACCGAGGACUACGCCUGUCUCGGUGAGGAUCAAUUUCUCAAUGACGCAAUUAUUGAUUUUUAUCUGAAGUAUCUCACCCUGGAGAGGCUGUCUGAUGAGGACGCAAGCAGAACUCACGUAUUCAGCUCGUAUUUCUACAAGAGAUUGACAUCGCUGACGCAAUCCGGUGACAGUGUCAAUGUGUCACCGGCUGUUAAGAGACACGCCAGGGUGCAGAAGUGGACGAAAAACGUGAAUAUAUUUGAGAAGGACUUCGUUGUAAUACCUAUCAAUGAACACGCUCACUGGUUUUUGGCGAUCAUCUGCUUCCCAGGGCUUGUCGGUGUUGUUAGUCCUCCAAAAGCACCUGUUAAGGUUGAGAAGGAUAAGAAGAGGGUGGGAGAAGGGCCUGCGAAGGGUGACAAGGUCAAAUUACAGAGUAUGACCAUUGGCAGUACGACGAUUACACCUGUUACCACAGAGGCAACAACUAUCACUAUCGAUCCUGCUGACGAUCUCAGUGAGCGUGAUGAGGCUGAGGGUGAUGAUGAGGAGCUCAUGGAGACUAGUGAUGAGGAGGGCAAGGAGGAGGAUGAUAAGGGCGAGGAGAGGGUGAAAAUUGAGGUAAAGGAGGAGGUGAAGGAAGAGCUUGAUGAGGUCCAUCAUAUUCCAUGUAUUCUGAUAUUUGACUCGCUGGCUGGACCUGGGAGGGCUAGAGUCGUUGCUACUCUCAGGGAUUAUCUCAGUUGUGAGUAUCAGGCGAAAAUGGGAAAAGAGAAGAUAUUCUCCAGGGAUACCAUCAAAGGCGCAUGUCCCAAAGUACCUCAGCAAUCAAAUUUCACCGAUUGUGGACUCUAUGUUCUGCAGUAUGUCGAGGCCUUCUUUGGGACUCCCAUUAAGGAUUACAGAUUGCCCAUAAAGACUCUGAAAAAUUGGUUUGAGGAGAUUGUUGUCACUAGGAAGAGGGAGGAUAUUUCAAAACUUGUGGUUAAAUUGAUGCUUGAGGGAAAGGGGGAUAGGAAUAUUGUACUGCCUGUUGUUCAGUUUCCAACGAUUGAGGGUAAACUCAGGCCCAGAACUGAAGCCGAGAAGAAAGAGGAGAAGAGGGUCAAGGAGGAGGAGAAGGAGAAGGAGAAGGAGGAGAAGACUACUACUACUACUUAUGUACUCGUGCCUGCUGCUGGCGUUGUCAAUUCUGAUGGAAAUGUUGAGUUGACGAUUAGUGGGGUUGAUAAGGCCAAAUUAACAGGAACUCCCCAAAUGUCAUUUCUACGAACGAAAAGAAUUCCUAGGCUGAUACGAGAAUCACCCAGCCAAACUAGUGAAGUUUCAGCUAAGAAGCACAAGGGAGACAAUGAUUCCUGUAAAUAAUUAAUAAUUAAUAAAAAAAGUAAACAUUUGUUUUCAUUACCAUUUUUUUAUAUAAAGAAGAAUCAUUUAGUCAGAGCAUUCUUAAACUUAAUGAAGGAUACAAUUGAGAAUAAGUGCGGAUGAUGAUGAUGUAUCGAGGGAAUUCGUUUUACCGAUGUAACAAAGUAUGUAGUUAGCUACUUGAUAAGUUGAAUAAAAUCAUUAAGAUCCAA